AUGGAGUCCUCUACGGAAUCUCUUUCAUCGCUGCCUCCGCAGAGUGCGAUAUCUUCUCGUUCUCGCAGCAGCACCAAGAUUGUCGACGAUGUUACUAGCCUUACAUCAUUCAACCCGUUCUCCGAAGAAGACGAGCAUGAUCAGUCGUCCUAUGCUCUUGUCUCCUCCCUCUUCUCCAAGGUGAAGAACACUCUGUCUGCUCCUCUAUCCGUAGCAGGGCCCUCCGCUGUUCCUGUCCAUCCUACCACCGCACCAGACAAGCCUCCCGCGGAACUUCGCCGUCCUUCGCUGCAGUUCGCCAACUCUAAUCAAUCAAAUAAGUCUGCAGCGGAUCGCAACACCCCGUUCAACAUCGUCACCUCCAACCCUGCCCCUCCCCUUGUGUCUCUCACUCCAGUGAUUUCGGAAACCCCUUCUUAUGCCGGCGAGUAUGAUCGACCACCCUCUCGUGGUGGCCUGUUCUCCCUGGACAAUCCCGAUGGCUACUCUAUCCCCGGCUUCCCGAUCCAAGACAGUGACGCGCGGAGCAUUCGUACUAAUGUGAGCCUGCGGCGGUCUGCCUCGGUCUCGAAGGUGAUACGACGAAUACGAGGAGAAGGCCUGUCUCGUGAUUACUGGAUGGACGACGAGUUGUGCAAAGAAUGCUAUGACUGCAAAACCGUCUUCACCACCUGGAGGCGGAAACAUCAUUGUCGGAUCUGCGGUCAGGUCUUCUGCUCUCGAUGUGCAUCCAAUAUCAUCAAGGGCGCUCGCUUUGGUCAAGAAGGCAUGGUCCGGGUCUGCAAUCUCUGUUUGGACAAGCUUCAUAAAGGAGAUGAAGAUGAUGACGAUGACGACCGUCGAUCCAUAAUCACAUCCAUCUCCUCUCCCUUCGCAGCCCACCAGUUUGGUUCAGAGCGUUCUUUCACACUUGCUCAUCCACAUUCUCCGUUCGCGGCUUCUCAGCUUUUUGGGCGCCCAGACGAGCCCUUCAAUCUGUUCUCUAUAGCCGAAACAAAGCGACGAUAUGCUCACUCCGACGAUAGUGGGUUUGGUUCUCGUCCAAUCACCCCUAUGGAUAGUUUUGGACCAUCCAGAUUCUUGCGCGACAACCCAGUUCCCUUCCGUAGAGCUCUGGCUGAGGAUGACAAGGAGCCCACCCCCGUUACAGACAAAUUCCAACACGAUAAUACACCACAUGGUGCCGAAUCCAAAGCCCCCGUUGACUUCCCCGUAAUGGUACCAGUGUCGGAAGGCAACUCGACUAGCUCCGUCCAGUUUCCGGUAAGCGCGCCCGAACAGCCGUACGCUAUCGAAAGUCCAGGGGUCAUGCGCUCGCGCCUCAAUUCCCUGGAGUUCGACACUGCGCCACCGUUUAUCCGCAGUCGCGUACAAAGCCGUCUGGGAGAAAGCUUCGGCGCGUCCGCCUUCGGAGAGCCUGGCUGGCGCACCCGGAGAGAGAGCACCGCCUACGCCCAAGAGCUCAAUUUGAUAUCCAUGUUCCACCUUCGCAUAAUGCUUCGCCAGAUGCUCACUGCGGAGAACAUUCCGAACAUGCGUGAAUGGGAGGACACGCUGCUCAAACUCGCCCUGAGAAUUGCACGGGAGCUCACCUUCACAGCUCACCCUCACCGCCAAGGUGCCGACAUGGACGUACGGCGCUACGUCAAGAUCAAGAAGAUACCUGGCGGCGCCCCCAAGGACUCCGAAUACGUCGAUGGGGCGGUUAUCACGAAGAAUGUCGCACACAAGCAGAUGGUUCGAAACCUACGAAACCCUCGUGUCAUGCUCGUCACAUUUCCUCUUGAGUUCCAUCGCGUGGAGGGACAGUACAUGCAUUUUGGUCAAAUCUUCCGGCAGGAGAAGGAGUACCUGGGAAACUUGGCAACCCGGAUCGCAGCUCUACGACCUCAUGUCAUCCUCGCGGAGAAGUCGGUUUCCAGGCUCGCCCUUGACGCCUUAGCAAAGCAUCACAUUGCCGUUGCGCGGGCCGUCAAGCCAUCGGCCGUCCAGUUUGUCGCGCGGAUGACUCAAGGCGACGUCUUUUCAUCCAUGGACAAAUUGGCCCUUGAGCCUCGUCUUGGCCACUGCUCUCGCUUUCGCCUCCAAACAUUCGAUCACCCGCUCAUCCCAGGACGACGUAAGACCUAUAUGCGGUUUGAGGGCUGCAAUAGCGAAAUGGGAUGCACCAUCCUCCUGCGAGGCGGAGACAUCGAUGUCCUGCGGCGCGUCAAGAAGGUCACACGUUUCCUCGCUUUCAUCGUCCGCAACCUGAAGCUCGAGACGCACCUGUGGAAAGACUCCGUUAUCACUCUUCCUCCACUCACCACCGACGCGACCCCCUCGUCACACCUCACCGAUGUUACCACACCGAUUGCUGGGGCCGGUUUCUCGACAGCGUUCUCAACGGCGCUACUCGCUGAGCAUCCUGUUCACGUUCCGAAGGACCAUCCCAUCGAGGACCUCCCGGAAGAAGAGGCGGAGCAGGUUCGCCUAUCGAGGCGCAUACAGGAGUCCCUGGAACCAUACAGGAAGACCUUUAUCUCUGUAUCAGCCACGCUGAGGUUCCCUCCGCCCCAUCCCCUCCGCCGAAUGAAGCAGUUAGACGACGAGCUGAUGCAUGUGAAGCGGGAGUGGGAAGAUGAGGUGAUCCGUCGCGAAGAGCGAGGCAGCAUAUGUCACAAUCUGGAGGAAACGUCGACGACUAUUCAAGUCACCGUUGGCACGCCGCCGGAUCCUAACGAUAUUGCCGCCCAAAUUGAAUCGCUCCCGUUGCCCAUGAUCCCGAGGACCCCAACCCUUGAAGACACCUUCACUCCAAAGUUGGACGAGCGCCUAGGUUACUUCGACCUCGCCCCUACCGCAUCCCCGAGUUUUGGGCCGGCAAUGACGGCUUCGCCUCUUCCCACACCAUUGGAACGUCCCCUUAAGCUCAAGACCGUGACCGAUAUCACGCUCGAGAGUCGGUAUCGAGAUGUGAAGUGGCAACAUUCCGAACAACGACGCAUUUGGGAGUGGUAUCUACGGAAGAACGCCGACGACUUCCAGGUGGAGAAGUACCAGUGUAUCAGUCUGUGGGAGCUCACACUCCCUGUCGAUGAACUCGCAUCACAUCGCCCCUGCGUUCCACCAAAGCUCCAAUACAUGACAUUCUACGGCGACAACGACUGCACGCUCGGACAGUACAUCGACAACUUGGUGAUGGACACGCUCAGGCAUUUCCUGGACCCGAGGGCUAUCUGCGAGAACAAGCAUUGCAACUCCCCCCUUGCCCGGCACUGCAAGAUCUUCGUUCACAACGAGACUCGGAUCAUCGUCGCGGUGGAGCAAUGGGAUGGCCAGAUCAUUGAUCACAAUAGCUGGGCCUCUUCGCCGGACACCAUCAUCACCUGGAGUGCAUGUCGAGUCUGCGGCUCUGCCACCCCUUUCAUACCGGUCUCUCAGGAAAUGCAGCGCUACUCGUUCGCCAAAUUUCUGGAACUUCAUUUCUACCCCGCAGACGUCCAGUUGGUUCAGGGUGCCGGCUGCCAACACAACAUCUACCAGCAUCAUGUCCGGUAUUUCGCGAUCAAGGGCAUGACCGUCCGGUUCGUCGCCGACCCGAUCAUCCUCCACGAGGUGGUCUACCCUGCUAUGCGUGUGCGCGUCCGACCGGAGACGCAGCUCGAGAUCAAGAACGCCGAUUAUCAACGACUCCACCACCGCAACAACACCUGGUACAGCGGUCUCAUCGACGAUUUGCGCUUAAUUAUGCUCGAUGCGGCAACGGGAGACGAGGAAGCAGAUGCUUUGGUCAAUUCGCACAUCACAGCACUUGUCAGCAAGGCCGAAUGGGAGCGUGAAGACGUCGCGAAGCUCAUCGAUCAGGUCUACCGGGAUUCCCCUCCAACCGACACCCUAGCUCUCAAUCAAGUCCGUGCGUACCGGCAGGAUCGUAUUGUUGCGUGGCAGCAGGAUUUCGAUCGUCUUCCGAAGGUCCGCCUGUCUCAGUCAAACGAGAAGAUAGGAAGUCGGCGCAGUAUGGCCUUCAACUCGGUCCGUAUGAUGCUUCCUCGACGCGGCGACUUCAACCAUAUGCUCGACUUCGGCGCUCCUGCCAGCGUCUCGGAGGCUGAGGAGUACGCUCCGAUGAUCCCUUCUAUGCGUCGCGUCACGGGAGAUUCGUUCGCGUCGGUAUCAUCUGCGUCAGAAGCCUCUGAGUCCGAGUCCAUGACAGGUCCCUCGGAGGAGACAUUCAAGGACACGGACUCCAUCAUGCCUCCAAUCGAGGAGAAGUCGGUUUCCGCUGAGGACACCGUUCAGCCCUCACCAGCCACCGAUUCCUGGGCGCUUCCCCCAAUAGAUGCCUCAGAAGAAAUCUUAGGGACAACGAAGUCAGAUGCUGAGAGCGACUCAACAAUCGGUGCUGGAAAACCCGAGGGUGUACUUUCUGACGAGGCAUUCUCGCCUCCACUUACCGGUCUCCCGCCCGUGGGGGAAAGCUCACAGCCCCCUUUAGGUCCCGCGUCUCGUCUUCCGAGGAGGGUUCACGCCUACCCAAGUGUCGCAGAACUUGUGAAGAAGUAUCAGGAUUACCUUCCCCCCUCUGGAGUGGCAGAACUGGCGAAGGACGCGUUCAAUCCUGCUGUCCCUGUCUCCGAGAGCGAGCAAGAAUCGGCUGCCCCCCAACAACAGUUUUUGACCAAGCGAUCAUCCGUGUCGGACUUUGAGUCAAGCUUUCCUGGUAGCAGCCGCGUUCCCGUUGGCAAUGCCCCAGACUCACGCGACGUGUCGCGGCGAACGUCACCGGACAAACGGCCGUCGUUCUCUCGCGCGAACGCAGAUGCCACCGUCAAGGCGCAAAGGUCCACGUCUCCACCACCCAAGUCCGCAGGCCCUGCAUCAGGUUCGAAGGUUCGGAUGAAGCCCAACCUGCGUCUAGGUCCCAAGGAGAAAGCCCCUGCUCGCCCCUCCAGCGUCAUCGGCACCAAGUCGGCAUUCAGACGACCGUCGAAUGCCAACGGCGCAAAGGUGGCUAACAUCGCAAAGCACUUUGAACGCAUGAGCAAGGAUAGUGAACGAGCCAAUCGUCGGUUUGCUGUUAUUCGUGGUAAGCGCGCACGUCCCGUCGCGACCGCUCGUGCGAAGGUGGAAGUCCUCGAGAGUAUCAAGGACGCCAUCAAGGACGAGUCGGAGAGCUCGGACUCGAGCGAAGCGGACGAUGAGGGUGGGCCUGAAGACGACGACAACCUCGAGCAACAGAGUCCAGAUAAGGCCCAGCAGAAAAUUCCCGAGAUACCUCCCCCGCCGGACGUGGUUCUACACCCCGCUGACGAAUCGACGGUCGAAGCAAACACCGAAGGGAAUAUUGUUUCCGAAUCGCCACCGAAUACGGAGAGGACAUCCGAGGGGCCUGCGUUCUCUGUCCCUCCGCAAGAGAUCGAGAGUCCUCCUUCUGUCACGAACUCCCCUCUGCUCUCGCCAAUGGCCUCUAGCACCAUCCCCAUGACUCCUCCUCCGACUGACAUGGACAUGGAAUCUUCCGGACGGCCUUCUAUCCUCAAGGCGCUCUCCGGACUUUGGCCACAGCAGGCUCCUCGGAACCGCGCUGAUGCCGACCUCGAUGAUCCCAUGGCCGACCCAGAGCACAUCUUCCGCGAUUCGUCCAUGGUCGUCCGUACCGACGAACCCACGUCUAUUAUCGCGCUCGCCCUCAAUUCACCACAGUACCGAGAUAUGCUCUCCAAGUCCCGAGCGGAAAAGCGUAUGGCGCGUGAAUUGGGCGGGGAAGCCUUCAUGCCAGACGACUGGUCUGUUGCGGAGUCAACUUCGACGUGGGGUGUAGUCAAUGUGGACAGCACCGAAUCAGCCGAUCCUACAGAAGAGCUGCGUGUCCCGUCGUCGAAGCUUCCGUGGGCGAUAUCAUUUGAGAGCGGAGGAUUGACGAUCAGUUGCACCGUGCUGUAUCCAGAGCAGUUCGACGCUCUGAGAAGGACGUACGAUUGCGAACGCAGCUUGGUGGAAUCCCUGGCGCGAUGCGUCAAAUUCGAUGCCAAUGGUGGCAAGUCUGGGUCCGCUUUCCUGAAGACCCUCGACGAUCGGUUCAUUGCCAAGGAGCUCUCUAGGGCCGAGCUUCAGGCAAUGGAAACCUUUGCACCGGCGUACUUCGACUAUAUGUCAUCUGCCGUGGUAGCCAAUCGCCCCACGUUGCUCGCCAAGAUCUUUGGGUGUUUCAAGAUUACCUUCCGAAAGUCUCAGAAGCACCAGAACGGCGCCAAGUCGAAAGUAACACAGAUGAACUUGCUUGUCAUGGAGAAUCUCUUCUACGAUCGUCGCUUCUCCAAGAUCUACGACUUGAAAGGUUCCACUCGCAACCGACAUGUGCAAUCUACCGGACGGGAGAAUGAAGUUCUCCUGGAUGAGAACUUGGUGCAGACUGCACAUCUUACGCCCUUCUAUCUCAGGGAGCAUUCUAAACGAAUUCUUCGUGGGGCUCUGUACAACGACAGCAAGUUCUUGGCCGAUAUCAACGUCAUGGACUACUCCAUGGUUGUUGGCGUGGAUGGCGUCAAGAAUGAGCUUGUUGUUGGCAUCGUGGACUACAUCCGUACUUAUACAUGGGACAAGAAGCUGGAGAGUUGGGUCAAGGACUCGACCUUCCUCGGUGGUGCUAACAGAGGUGAACCAACCAUCAUCGGUCCCAAGCAGUACAGGCAACGCUUCUUGAGUGCGAUGGAGCGCUACUUCCCGUUGGUUCCGGAUCGUUGGAUGAAGCAGCAUGACACCCCUGAGGAUGAGGGCAACAGCCUGCUAGAGUUAUGGCCGGAUUGGUAA
This is a messenger RNA of Epithele typhae, 6792 nucleotides long. RefSeq lists its product as uncharacterized. Gene Ontology annotation, biological process: phosphatidylinositol phosphate biosynthetic process. The coding region runs from base 1 to 6792 and encodes 2263 amino acids. The record is from RefSeq and is a predicted model, not a curated record. Gene Ontology annotation, cellular component: endosome membrane; fungal-type vacuole membrane. The transcript has 15 exons. Gene Ontology annotation, molecular function: 1-phosphatidylinositol-3-phosphate 5-kinase activity; metal ion binding; ATP binding. Lineage: Eukaryota; Fungi; Basidiomycota; Agaricomycetes; Polyporales; Epitheliaceae.